GAAAGAAACCGAUGGGGCUCGAAGCCGUGGCGGUUAAGCAGUUUCAGCUGCCGGUGUCUGAGCAAAGCGUUUGGUGGUCAUCGGCGUAAUGAGCGGACGGCAAAGAACGCUUUUCCAGACGUGGGGUUCAAGGGUCGUCCGAUGUGUGGAUGCUACGAGUCACAUCUCCGGAACCGAUCGGCCUCAGAGCCCUGAUAGUUCCAGGUCGUGUUUACCUACAUCGGCAGACUUUACCGAGGCUCAGCCGGAGCCAGACGAUGAUGUGUUUCUUGUCGCAGCGUAUGAGGCUGAGCGGCAGCUGAGUCUCGAGGAUGGCGGGUUCUGCAAGUCAGCAGGCGCCCUGUGGAUUUACCCAACCAACUGCCCAGUGCGGGACUACCAGCUACACAUUUCCCGGACCGCUCUGUUCUGCAACACGCUGGUUUGUCUACCUACCGGACUGGGCAAAACCUUCAUUGCCGCCGUGGUCAUGUACAAUUUCUACCGCUGGUUCCCUUCUGGCAAGGUAGUCUUCAUGGCGCCCACGAAACCCUUGGUGGCACAACAGAUCGAGGCAUGCUACCGGGUUAUGGGUAUCCCACAAUCCCACAUGGCCGAAAUGACAGGAACAACUCAAGCUUUAACCAGGAAGGAAAUAUGGCAUAAUAAGAGAGUCCUUUUUCUUACACCUCAGGUCAUGGUAAAUGACCUUUCUAGAGGAACUUGUCCUGCUGCUGAGAUAAAGUGUCUAGUUGUUGAUGAAGCUCACAAAGCCCUGGGAAACUAUGCUUAUUGUCAGGUUGUAAGGGAACUGGUCAAAUAUACAAGACACUUUAGAAUCUUGGCUCUCAGUGCCACUCCAGGUAGUGAUGUAAAGGCUGUGCAACAAGUUAUUACUAAUCUCCUAAUUGGAAAGAUAGAGCUGCGUUCUGAAGAUUCUCCAGAUAUUUUACCAUACUCUCAUGAAAGGCGGGUUGAAAAGCUUGUUGUUCCUCUUGGUGAAGAACUUGUAGCAAUCCAAAAAGCAUAUAUCCAGAUUUUAGAAACAUUUGCCAAUUCUUUGAUUCAGAGGAAUAUUUUGAUGAGAAGAGACAUCUCCAACCUUACAAAAUACCAGCUAAUUCUGGCAAGAGACCAAUUUAGGAAAAAUCCAUCUCCAGAUAUAGUGGGAAUACAACAAGGCAUAAUUGAGGGAGAGUUUGCAAUUUGUAUUAGUUUAUAUCAUGGUUAUGAAUUAUUGCAGCAAAUGGGAAUGAGAUCAUUAUAUCUAUUCCUUUGUGGAAUUAUGGAUGGAACUAAAGGAAUGACUCGGGCAAAAAAUCAGGUUAGCCGAAAUGAGGACUUCAUGAAACUGUAUAAUCAUCUGGAGAGCAUGUUUGCACAUACAUGUGAUGCUUCUGCAAGUGGUGCCUCUGCUCUCCCAAAAGGAGAUAAAGUUGAGAAAUUUUUCUAUAGUCAUCCAAAGUUAAAGAAAUUAGAAGAAGUUGUAGUUGAACAUUUCAAGUCAUGGAAUGCUCACAACACCUCAGAAAAGAAAUGUGAUGAGACCAGAGUUAUGAUCUUCUCAUCAUUUCGAGAUAGUGUUCAAGAAAUUGCAGAAAUGCUUUUUCAACAUCAGCCAGUUAUUAGAGUAAUGACUUUUGUUGGCCAUUCUUCAGGGAAAAGCAUGAAGGGUUUUACCCAGAAGGAGCAACUGGAGGUAGUGAAACAGUUUCGAGAUGGUGGAUAUAACACAUUGGUUUCUACCUGUGUUGGUGAAGAAGGCUUGGAUAUAGGGGAAGUUGAUCUUAUAAUAUGUUUUGAUGCUCAGAAGAGCCCAGUUCGUCUUAUACAGCGAAUGGGUAGAACUGGCCGCAAACGUCAAGGCAGGAUUGUAGUGAUCCUUGCUGAAGGACGAGAAGAACGUACAUAUAAUCAAAGUCAGUCCAACAAAAGAAGUAUUUAUAGAGCUAUUUCAGGUAACAGGCAAGUCCUUCAUUUUCACCAAGGAAGUCCACGAAUGGUUCCUGAAGGAAUUACUCCAGAAUUACACAAAAUGUUCAUCACACAUGGUAUCUAUGAACCAGAGAAAUCUUCUCGUAACUUGCAGCGUAAGUCGUGUAUCUUUUCUUAUAUAGAUGGAAUGAAGCAAUGCAACUCAAAGAAAGAUUGGCUCUUAUCAGUAGAAGAAUUUAAAUUAUGGAACAGACUUUAUAGGUUAAGAGACAGUGAUGAAAUUAAGGAGAUAACAUUGCCUCAAACAAAAUUUCUAUCUUUACAAAAUGAAGAACUUAGACCAACUCAAGAACCAACCACUGGAAUUCAUCAGCUGUCUUUUUCUGAAUGGAGAGUAUGGCAGGAUCAUCCUCUUCCUACCCAUCAAGUGGACCAUUCAGAUCGAUGCCACCAUUUUAUAAAUAUUAUGCAAAUGAUAGAAGGAAUGAGACAUGAAGAGGAAGACUGUAGCUAUGAACUGGAAAUGAAAUCUUAUUUGCAAAUGGAAGAUGUUACCUCAACAUUUAGUGUUCCCAGGAAUGAAUAUAAUCCUCUUGUUGGUGGUACCUUCACUAAUAACAAGAAAUCUUCAAUUACAAAAGCUAUAAGUCAGGACCGUUCAUCCUUAAUGACCAAGUAUGAUGAAGAAUGUGAUGAAUAUGAAUAUGAUGAAGAACCUCAGAUAAAAUCCACUAAAUCGCUUUCUCCGAAGAAAAAAACUUCCAAAGAAAUGAUAAAAGAUCAGUCUAAAAAAAAUAAUGAUGUUAUGGAUUCUUUAUAUACCAAAAGAAAUUUUGCUAAAAACAGUUUUCAGGCAGAUAUACCAAGUGAUAAAAUGGCAUCAGAUAUAGAUGCAGUUGCUGCCACAUAUACUACCAAUGAAAAUGUUGUUAAUCAGCCACGUGUGUUAUUAACAGAGUGUCAGUUUGCAAAUAAAUCUAGUUUGUUUGCUGGAAAUUUUUCAGAUUCUGGUUAUAACAGUUUCAGUGAUGAAAAAUCUGUUUCAACUAGCUUGUUUCUUCCAUAUGAAGACGAGCUUUAUUUUGCUAAAACAGAUGAUCAGUUUUAUAACUGUCACUUAUUGACAAAAGAGGUACUAGCUAAUACAGAGCAAUUUUUAUCUCAUUCUCCUCCACCUCUUAGUGGACUCUCACAUUUAGAAUAUGAAAUCACAAAGGGUUCUAUACUUCAAAAUUCGCCUUUCCUACCCGACACAGAGCAUUUACAAAAUGAUAAAUCCACCGGUUUGAUGUCAGCUUCAGUUUUGAAUCCUCAGCAGAAUUUAGAAUCUAAUUCACAAAUGAUUCCAUCUAUUAUUAAUCACCUUCCUGAAAUAAAUUGUCUUCAUAGUGCAUGUAAUGAUAAAAUUUGUAACGAAUCAAGCGGCUGUGACUAUGACAAUGAAGUACAUAAAGAUAUUCAAGAUGAAAAUAAUCACGUUCAGAUACACUUAGGCUCUUCAUGGUUUUUAGCUAAAGAAAAGAAUCAUGAUAUUGAAAACAAUGGCCUUCCAAUACUGUCCACUGAUGAGAAUGAAAGCUUACUAUUGUUUGAGGAUACCAAUACAGAAUUUAAUGAUGUGAGUCUUUCUUCCUUUAACAGUAAAUGCAAACCUUCAUGUGAGUCAGAGAAAACUACUGCAAGUGAAACGGCACCCAUCUCUCGCUUCUUAAUUUCGGAUGAACUUUUGUUAGACGAAUGUGAAUCUCAAGAUCACAUUAUCUGUGAUAAUAAUAAUGGCAAAAUCCAUGAUUUGAAAGAUGUACAUGAGGAAAAACUGAAGAACAAUGAAUAUGCUUUUGACUUCUCUAAGGAUUUAUUCUCUAUUACUUUUGAUUUAGGAUUUUGUAGUCAAGAUUCUGAUGAUGAAGUAUUAGAACAUUCAUCAGAUAAAAAUAAACUUCUAAAUCAAUCUGGAAGUUAUUUAGAGUCCAAGAAUAUAAGUGGUGCAAAUAAUGUUUCAAAACAAGCAUUAAUACCAAGAGAUCAUAUUGAAAGUUUCAGAAAUAAAACCGUUACUAUUCCAUUAAGUGAAGAUAUGCAGAGCCCAGAUUUUGCACUUUUUCCAUUGGGUACAGCAAAAAGUAAAGAAAUUAUAUCUCCUGGUUAUUGUAAUUUUUCUUUGCCAGUAGGAGACAAAGCUAUGAGCACACCACUUCCUAAAUCAAAUACAUUGAACUCAUUUUCUAAGAUUCGAGAGGAUAUGCCUAAGACACCAAAUUCUAAUAAAGGCAAAGUAAAACUACAAAGUUUCAAAAAAAACUUUAAUUCAGUCUUUGAUUCAAGGCUGUCUCCUAUAAAUGUGAGAAGUAGCAAACAUACCCGUCUGCGUCCAUCCUGUCAUUCUGUUGAAGAUGAACAAAUAUUAACAAGCAAUGAAAGUGAUGAUGAUGAAAUUUUCCAAAGAAAAAGUAAGAAAGCAAAAAGAAAUGUUUUUAAAUCCCCUGAGAAUCAGAAAAAGGGUGAAGUUGAUUCUCCACUUCAUGGUGUCAAAAAGCGCAGAGUUCGUCCAAACAGAUUAGAACUGUCGUCUAGUGAUGAGAGUGAGGAUUUUCACAAACAACAUCCACAUUUAGAAGACUACAAAGGUUGUAACAGGAAUCCCAAAAAAUAUGUCAAAGUCCAAAAACAACCAAGCCACCUAAAGAAUAUAGGUAGGCAGUUUUUAGAUGAUGAAGCAGAACUUUCCCAAGAAGAUGCAGAAUGUGCUUCGUCAGAUGAAAAUGAUGACUCAGAAAAUGAACAAGAUACCUCAUUACUCAACUUUUUAAAUGAUGAGACUCAACUUUCACAGGCUAUUAAUGAGACUGAAAUGAGAGCUGUUUAUGUGAAAUCUUUACACAGUCCACUGAUGAGCAAUCAGUACAAAAUGGUUCCUAAGAAACAUAACAGCAUGAACAUUUUCUCACAGAUCCCUGAGCAAGACGAAACCUAUUUGGAGGACAGUUUUUGUGUUGAUGAAGUGGAGUCUUGCAAAAGCCAGUCAAGUGAAGAAGAAGUAUGUGUUGAUUUUAACUUAAUAACUGAAGAUUGCUUUGAAAAUGGAAGUAAAAAAUAUGAAACUCGACGUGCAGUCAUGCUAAAAAAAUUGAAGAGCCAACAAAACUGUGCACUUUCUAAAAAGAAAUUUUCCAGAAUUAUUUUGCCAGAUGAUUCAAGUGAAGAGGAAAAUAAUGCUAAUGAUAACAGUGUUGUGGUUAACCCAAGUACUGUAAACAGGAAUGAACAGCAAGAUUGCUGUUUGAAUCGAGUGCCUUCUGGGUCAUUAUUCCCAUUCCAGGUCCAUGUUAAUCCAACUGAUAAUCAGUCACCCAAGCAGAGACAACAGAUGCCACCUAAUCUAAAGGAUACAAUUUCUGACGACCUAGAUUUCAAACCUCAGAGCUGUAGUAAAAUUGGAUCUGCUUCACCAUCUUUCACUACUGAGUCACAGAAGGGCUGUAAAAAAUUUCCCAUUCAGUUGAAGGUUGGGAGCACUCUGGAGGAGUCUAGUUCCAAUUCAAGACCAUAUUUGGCUGGGACACAUACUUCUGUUAAACUUCCACAAGAAGGAAAAAGAACCUGUAUUCUUGUAGACAGUCAUGAAAUCACUUCUGGCUCAGAAGUAAUUUCUUCCCUAAGAGCAACUCAUGGUUUAGACGUAGAGGUUUGUCCUCUUAAUGGUUGUGAUUACAUAGUGAGUAACCGCAUGGUGGUAGAAAGGAAGUAUCAAUCUGAGAUGUUAAAUAUCAGUAAGAACAAGGUUAUUGACCAGAUCCAGCACCUGCAGAGCAUGUUUGAAAGAAUAUGUAUGAUUGUCGAAAAGGACAGAGAAAAAACAGGAGACACUUCAAGGAUGUUUAGGAGAACAAAGAGCUAUGAUAACCUGCUGACUGCCUUGGUUAGUGCUGGAAUCCGAAUCCUUUUCAGUUCCUGCCAAGAAGAAACCGCAGAUUUACUAAAGGAACUAUCUUUGGUGGAACAAAGAAAGAAUGUUGGUAUUCAUGUUCCAACAGUAGUGAGCGGUAGUAAGUGGGAUGCACUUCAGUUUUAUUUAAGCAUUCCCAAUGUAAGUUAUGUAACUGCAUUAAACAUGUGUCACCAGUUUUCAUCUGUGAAAAGAAUGGCUAAUAGCUCACCUCAAGAAAUCUCCAUGUAUGCACAAGUAACUCAUCAAAAGGCUGAGGAGAUCUGUAGCUAUAUUCACUAUGUAUUUGACAUGCAGAUGUUACCAAUGUCUUAA
Molecule: messenger RNA, 6175 nt
Organism: Chrysochloris asiatica (Cape golden mole)
Lineage: Eukaryota; Metazoa; Chordata; Mammalia; Afrosoricida; Chrysochloridae
Gene: FANCM
Product: Fanconi anemia, complementation group M
Exons: 24
Coding region: 89-6175 (2028 amino acids)
Biological process (GO): double-strand break repair via synthesis-dependent strand annealing; replication fork reversal; interstrand cross-link repair
Molecular function (GO): four-way junction DNA binding; nuclease activity; ATP binding
Source: RefSeq, a predicted model, not a curated record